GCGCAGGCUCAGUGCCCGGAACGGUUUUUCGUUCCCCGUGUUUGCUGCGGUCGAUGUUGCGGGUUGCACAUUCCUUCCGGUGUGCGGCAGCUCGGUGACAUUGAGCGGGCGGGAUGCAGGCGGUGCGCCGGGUGGUGUGUGCCAUGUCCGGCGGGGUGGAUAGCUCGGUGGCGGCUUUCCUGCUUCACAGGCGGGGUGAGGAGACCGUGACCCGGAUAUAUUAUAUUAAAUAUCAUAUUAUAUACUGUAUUAUUAUAUUAUAUACUGAAUUAUAUUAUAUACUGUAUUAUUAUAUUAUAUUAUAUACUGAAUUAUAUUAUAUACUGUAUUAUAUAUAUUAUAUUAUAUACUGUAUUAUUAUAUUAUAUACUGAAUUAUAUUAUAUACUGUAUUAUAUUAUAUACUGUAUUAUUAUAUUAUAUACUGUAUUAUUAUAUUAUAUACUGAAUUAUUAUAUUAUAUACUGUAUUAUUAUAUUAUAUACUGAAUUAUAUUAUAUACUGUAUUAUAUUAUAUUAUAUACUGUAUUAUUAAUUAUAUUAUAUACUGUAUUAUUAUAUUAUAUACUGUAUUAUAUAUAUUAUAUUAUACUGUAUUAUUAAUUAUAUUAUAUACUGUAUUAUAUAUUAUAUUAUACUGUAUUAUUAAUUAUAUUAUAUACUGUAUUAUAUAUUAUAUUAUACUGUAUUAUUAAUUAUAUUAUAUACUGUAUUAUUAUAUUAUAUACUGUAUUAUUAUAUUAUAUACUGUAUUAUUAAUUAUAUUAUAUACUGUAUUAUAUAUAUUAUAUUAUAUACUGUAUUAAAUAUCAUAUUAUAUACUGUAUUAUUAUAUUAUAUACUGUAUUAUAUACUGUAUUAAAUAUAUUAUAUACUGUAUUAUAUUAUUUACUGAAUUAUAUUAUAUACUGUAUUAUAUAUUUUAUAUACUGUAUUAUAUUAUAUACUGUAUUAUAUUAUUUACUGAAUUAUAUUAUAUUAUAUACUGAAUUAUUAUAUUAUAUACUGUAUUAUAUAUUAUAUGAUGUACUGUAUUAUAUUAUUUACUGAAUUAUUAUAUUAUAUACUGUAUUAUAUUAUUUACUGAAUUAUAUUAUAUUAUUUACUGAAUUAUAUUAUUUACUGUAUUAUAUAUUAUAUACUGUACUAAAUUAUAUUAUUUACUGAAUUAUAUUAUAUUAUUUACUGUAUUAUAUAUUAUAUACUGUAUUAAAUAUAUACUGUAUUAAAUAUAUACUAUAUUAUAUACUGUAUUAUAUAUUAUAUUAUAUACUAUUAUACAGUAUAUAUAAUAUAAUAUAUACAGUAUAUAAUAUAUACAGUAUAUAAUAUAUACAGUAUAUAAUAUAUAAUAUAUAUAAUACAGUAUAUAAAAUUUAAUACAGUAUAUAAUAUAUAUAAUACAGUAUAUAAUAUAGUAUAUAAUAUAUAAUACAGUAUAUAAUACAGUAUAUAAUAUUUAAUACAGUAUAUAAUAUAUAUAAUACAGUAUAUAAUAUAUAAUACAGUAUAUAACAUAUAAUACAGUAUAUAAUAUAAUAUAUAAUACAGUAUAUAAUAUAAUAUAAUAUAUAAUACAGUAUAUAAUAUAAUAUAUAUAAUACAGUAUAUAAAAUUUAAUACAGUAUAUAAUAUAUAUAAUACAGUAUAUAAUAUAAUAUAAUACAGUAUAUAAUAUAAUAUAGUAUAUAAUAUAUAAUAUAGUAUAUAAUAUAUAAUACAGUAUAUAAUAUUUAAUAGAGUAUAUAAUAUAAUAUAUAAUACAGUAUAUAAUAUAAUACAGUAUAUAAUAUAUAAUACAGUAUAUAAUAUAUAAUACAGUAUAUAAUAUAAUAAUACAGUAUAUAAUACAGUAUACUGUAUGUAUUAUAUAUUAUAUACUGUAUUAUAUACUGUAUUAUUAUAUUAUAUACUGUAUAAUAUAUUAUAUAAUACAGUAUAUAAUAUAUAAUACAGAAUAUAAUAUUUAAUACAGUAUAUAAUAUAUAAUACAAUAUAUAAUAUUUAAUACAGUAUAUAAUAUAAUAUAUAAUACAGUAUAUAAUAUAAUAAUACAGUAUAUAAUGUAUAAUACAGUAUAUAAUACAGUGUAUAGUAUAUAAUACAGUAUACUGUAUGUAUUAUAUAUUAUAUACUAUAUUAUAUUAUAUACUGUAUUAUAUAUUAUAUACUGUAUUAUAUUAUAUACUGUAUAAUAUAUUAUAUACUAUUAUACAGUAUAUAAUAUAAUAUGCAGUAUAUAAUAUAAUAUAUAAUACAGUAUAUAAUAUUUAAUACAGAUAUAAUAUAAUAUUUAAUAGAUAUAAUAUAUAAUACAGUAUAUAAUAUAUAAUACAGUAUAUAAUAUAUAUAUAAUACAGUAUAUAAUAUAACAUAUAACACAGUAUAUAAUAUAUAAUACAGUAUAUAAUAUAUAAUACAGUAUAUAAUAUUUAAUACAGUAUAUAAUAUAUAAUACAGAAUAUAAUAUAUAAUACAGAAUAUAAUAUAUAAUAUAAUAUUUAAUACAGUAUAUAAUAUAUAAUACAGUAUAUAAUAUACUAAUACAGUAUAUAAUAUACUAAUACAGUAUAUAAUAUAUAUAAUACAGUAUAUAAUAUAAUACAGUAUAUAAUAUAUAAUACAGUAUAUAAUACAGUAUAUAAUAUUUAAUACAGUAUAUAAUAUAUAAUACAGUAUAUAAUAUAUAAUACAGUAUAUAAUAUAUAAUAUAAUAUAUAAUACAGUAUACUGUAUGUAUUAUAUAUUAUAUACUGUAUUAUAUAUUAUAUCUGUAUUAAAUAUUAUAUUAUAUCUGUAUUAAAUAUUAUAUACUGUAUUAAAUAUUAUAUUAUAUACUGUAUUAUAUAUUAUAUACUGUAUUAAAUAUUAUAUUAUAUACUGUAUUAUAUAUUAUAUACUGUAUUGUAUUAUAUUAUAAACUGUAUUAAAUAUUAUAUAUUAUAUACUGUAUUAAAUAUAUACUGAAUUAAAUAUAUACUGUAUUUUAUAUAUAGAGAAAGAGGCACUUCCCAAGCUAAUGGGGAGUACCAAUCAAAGAGGGUUAUAAGGGUGGCAAAAUGGGCAUAACCCAGCGUAAAACACAAUAGAGAGAGAAAAAAUGAAGGAAAUGAUCAACCCUCCUAGAAAAAGGGGGGGAUUAUGAUCACCUUCAAGCCACCCUAAAAAAUGGCGUCUCAAAAGUAAAAAUAAUAAAUAACUUUAAUAGGAAAAAAAUGGAGAAAAAACACCACACACAAAAGUAAAACAUAAACUAAAUCAAUUUAAAAUGAAUGGAUAUAAAGGGUCAAGUGUCUGAGGAGUGUAACCAGACUCACAUAGAUCAAUGUAUAUACUUAGUAUCAAACUCACUCAUAACAGAGUGGUAAAUUGUAAAGUAACUAAUAUCUUGCGCUAGACCCCACAGGGUAGACACUAAUGUUUGGGAAUCGAAAGGAUAGAGAAGGUAAAUAAGUGAGGGUGAAAAAUAAAGUGGAAAUAACCUAACAAAGGUAUAGUACAGCAGAUUGAAAAGGUUAUAUCUACCCACCAAUUAACUCACUAAACUCUAUCACUAUAACAGCGAAUAUUCAAAGCAAAAAGCAGCUCAAACAUCGGUGUAACAUCCUGGUAUCCAUAAAGAGAAACCUCAAAUAGGUCUAAGUAGAAACAAAAAGCAGCCCAACGCGCGUUUCGGCGGACUAACCGCCUUUUUCAAGGGCAAUCAGAAGAUAAUAAAGUAAACCGCAUGUAUAAUCCCCCCCCGGAACUAUUUAAAUGUCUUUCCAUACCUCCUCCUUGUUAUGAUUGGUGGAAUCUAUCACCGUGCUAAUAAGCAAGAAGAAAUGCGCAUGUCAGAAGAGAGACAUGCGCAUGUGCAUCCAGUAUGUCUUAUUUUUCGGGUUGCGCAUGUCCGAAGAGUAACGAAGAUAAAUGCGCAUGUCCGCCCACCGGCGGACACGCAUGCGCAAAAGCUUCCUGUCUACCCGAAAGGUCCCCCAGAUCAUGCGCAUGUCCGCAGCGUAAUAGCCGCGCAUGCGCAAGAUAUCUGAGCACAAAGUGAACUAGUUAUACAAAUAGCUCAGUAUAAACAGGAAACGAUGUAUCUAUAAUAGAUAAUAACUAGAGCGAUAGAACUAUAUAACUAUAUGGAGGAGUAAAAUAAAUAUUAUUCUGAGGGAUAGGAUAAAGCGGAGAACAAAUUAAAAACAAUAGUAAAUCCACAAUAAUGGUUGGAGUAAUCCAACCCAAUCCAUAUUAGUUUUAUAGUCAAAAAGACUAGAUAACGAAAUAUAGAUCAUUCCACCCCUGGCUGGAAAUAAUCAAAAAGUAUGUAUAAAGGGUUAGUAGUGAGAUGUAUAACCAUACAUGCAUAUAAUACUGGAUUAUAGACCCCAAUAGGUAUAGUUAGCUCCAUCUUUAUGUGUAAUUGCAAUUAUUUACAUAUAAAGAGAACAUGUCCAGAUGUGUAUAUAUAUAUAGAGCCAUAUAUAUACAAAGUAUAGAAGCCCUUACAUAUACAAAUAACAGAAAAGGCCGUUAGAUAAAAGGAGCAAAGGAAAAUCCCUCAUUCAAACCCAAAGGUUGAAGGGUCUUGAGUUCAUAUAUCCAUCUGGACUCUCUUUGUCUUAGAGUUUUGUCAUAGUCUCCCCGUCUCGGGGUCCUUUUAACCAGUUCUAGACCACAGAACCUAAGGUUACUGGGAUCUCCCUGGUGAUGUUCUCUCAAAUGUCUCGAGAUAGGAGUCUCGAGCCGAUUCCUGGGGGAUCUCACAUGCUCCAAAAUCCUAUCCUUGAACGCCCUGAAGGUCUUCCCUACAUAUUUCUGUCCACACAUGCAUGAUAGUAGGUAUACUAUGCCUUUGGUGUUACAAUUAAAAAAGCUAUUAAUUUUGAAGGAACCCUGUCCCUUACUAUCAGUCACAAUCUUGGAACCUUUCAAGAUAAACUUACAGGCUACGCAUCUACCGCAGCCAUAUGUGCCUGUCGGUGGAGUACCCAACCAAGAGGCACGUGGCUGUAAUUUCAUGGAAAAAUGGCUGGGAACUAAAAAAUCUCGGAUCUGUAAUACUGACAUGUGGAGUUAGAACAUCCCGCAGAUGUACAUCAUUUAAAAGGAUAGGCCAGAAUCUUUCAAGUGAUUUCCGUACUUCUGGCCACCCCAUAUCAAACGUUGCAAUCAUGCGGAUCGUACCACUCCCCUGAUUAGGGUUCUCCUUAGGGGUGUCACAUAGUAAUUCAUUUCUCUCAGUUAGGAGUGCUCGUUUAUAAGCUCUUUUUAAACAACGAUUUGGAUAGCCCUUCUCUUUAAAGUAUUGUCGAAGUUGUUUAGCUUGUAUAAUGAAAUCCUGGGUGUCACUACAAUUUCUCCGAAGACGGAGAUAUUGGCCAACUGGUAUACCCUCUUUUAGAGGUCGAGGGUGGUGGCUAGUCCAGUGAAGAAGGGAGUUAGUUGCUGUAGGUUUUCUGAACAGCGUGGAAUGAACUACACCCUCUUCACUGAUAGUAAUAGUGACAUUGAGGAAAUUAAUCGAGCGUCCUCCAAAUUCAGACGUGAAACGAAGAUUCUCAUUGUUCACGUUAAGGAGAGUUACCAUAUCUGAGAAUUCAAGGGGGGUGCCUUGCCAGACAAUCAAAAUGUCAUCGAUGUAACGACCCCACCAUAGAACCUUAGGUAGGUAUUCACUCAACAAAUCUGAAUUGCAUACCUGUUGUUCCCACCAACCCAGGUGGAGGUUUGCAUAUGAGGGGGCACAAGCCGUCCCCAUAGCAGUACCCCUCACCUGGUGGUAGAACCGGUUAUUGAAAAGAAAAUAAUUAUGUGACAAAAUAAAUCUCAACAAGCGUAGAAGGAAAGCUGUAUAUAUAUCAUCCCGCGGAGUUCUUUGGUCAAGAAAAAAAGCCACAUGAUCAAUCCCAUUAUCAUGAGGUAUGGAUGAAUAUAAAGAUUCAACAUCCAAACUACAUAAUUGGGCAUCUCUAUUGUAUUUUAUAUACUGUAUUAAAUUUUAUAUACUGUAUUAAAUAUUAAAUAUUAUAUGCUGUAUUAAAUUUUAUAUACUGUAUUAUAUAUUAUAUUAUAUAUUGUAUUAAAUUUUAUAUACUGUAUUAAAUUUUAUAUACUGUAUUAUAUAUUAUAUUAUAUACUGUAUUAUAUAUUAUAUACUUUAUAAAAUUUUAUAUACUGUUUUAUAUAUUAUAUUAUAUACUGUAUUAAAUAUAUACUGUAUUAUAUAUUAUAUUAUAUACUGUAUUAUAUUGUAUACUGUAUGUAUCAUAUACUGUAUUAUAUAUUAUAUACUGUAUGUAUUAUAUAUUAUAUUAUAUACUGUAUUAUAUAUUAUAAUGGUUCUGAUAGUGAAAUCCACAUAGAAUUAUAGAAUCCUGUGGUCAGCGGGUUCCCCUAGUGUUCUAGUGUAGGAAAUGGAAGCCAGCAAUCAGGUAGUUGGUAAAUAUCGGGGGGUUUCUAAAGGUAAAAUUGCCAGGAAUUUCCCAAUUUCAGGCUAAAAUAGACUUACUGAAAGCAUAGCUCAAUUUAAAUUCCAAUUAAUCUAUUUUGUCCUUAAAUUUUCUCUUUGAUUUCCCAUCAAUUCUGACAUUAGUAAAUGAGCCUGUGUGGGAGCAGAAAUGUUUUAAAGUGACUCUGUCACCCAAAUUUACCUUUCAUUUAUUGUUUCUUCUCUUCCUCCUUCAGAAUCUGUUCUUUUUUUUAUCUAUAUCUCUUUAAAUCAUUAGACACAGUUGGAACUACUUUUUGUCUUGAAUAUUUUUCCUACACUUGACAAAUCCCGACACAGGGUGGAGCUUAAGGCAGGGUAACAGAGGGUGGAGCCUUAAGCCUUAAGCUCCACCCUGUGUCAAGAUUGUCACAUGCAAGAAAAUAUACAGUAUUUAUAGUCCCUGCUUUGCCGUAUCUUUUUUUUUUUUUCUUAUUCUUUAUUUUUUGAGUGCAGUGGGAAGUACAGGCUUAUAUAUUGACAUUUGACAGGAUGCAUAAUGACAGCAGGUAAACAGAUAAGGUCAAGAAUCGUUGCACUCAUUUUUUGGGGUAAUGCAUGCUUAUUCAUCUGAAGACUAAUUAAGUAGUGAUAAUAAUAACAAAGAUUAACCAUGCAAAAAGAUAAUACGUUUAGACUUAUUAGUGGGCAGUUAUCGCUUAGCUGUAGCCAACAAGCUGGGGUAGUUCUGGUACUGAGCAGCAUCGGGUUGCACACCGGUGCUAGAAAGGUAGAGACCUCUGUAUCAGUAUUAUGUGUACACUGGUAUUGCUCUGAGAUUGAAAUAUUGAUAUUUUACAACAAGAAAAGUGGCAGUGUGUUGCUCAUCCAGUGGGAGUUAUAUAGGUUAGGAGGUGGAGAGCAGUGUAACCCGCAGAGCCUUAUUCUGCUCAAUAUGGAGCUUGCGGUCAGUGGGAUCAAAUUCAAAUCAUUCAUGCUAUGCAGAGUGAAAUGCAUAAAAUGUUUGAGUGUAUCGCUGAAUAUACAAACAGGGUAGUUUAUGUAGGCAAAAUUUUGUGAAGCUCCCUAGUGGCUAAUGUCUGAUUUCGUAGCAUCCAUUGGUGGCUGUCCACUAUUUCUAGUGAGGGAAUCUGGAGCUGAUGGGCACAUGAACUGAAGGCUAUAGCAAGAGAGAAAUAUAAAAUAGUUAAACAAUGAAAGUUGGAGGCAUAGACCUUGGGCUGUGCAGCCAGGCAACGGUGGGUGAUGCAAAUCCCAUUGACCGUCCUCUUGAGUCAGCCAAUGCCCACCCUGGAGGCUGGAGAUGGAGGUUUGGGAUGGAUGAACACCCAGUCCAGCUGUGAGAGUCCCAGUGUUGGGCCCAUUGCUGUGGAGAGUUGUGUGCAGAGUGCAGAAAGAUGAUGCCCUCUGUGGGGUCUGUUUGGACGGUGCAGUGAGGAGUGACGAUUUCUCCGCGGCCCCACAGCUGGUGUCGGUGUGCAGCUGGGCUUAGAGGGGACCCGUCGUGAUGUCUGGUGCAGGCAUUUGGGUUUCCGUUUUGGUGGGAAAGGUCUUCUCCCAUGGCGCCGUCUCCGAGCUCCCCCCGAAGGCACAACUGCGAGUCUGUGAGCAGGGUGUGCAGUCUUUUCUCCGUGUAAGUAUGUCCCAGUUUGCCUCUCCCUGCUGGCCAGUUUCGCCCAGAAGGCAUCAAAUAUGGCAUUAAGCCUUGACAGGAUGUCAGACCUCCUGUCAGUGCCUCUGGAGGUGCACGUGGCAUCCGCCAUUAUGCAGGCCCUCGCUUUUGGAAGCUGCUUGUUCGGCCUCACAGCUUAUAGCCCAGUUGCUCCAGGGGAGUGGACCAGGAUCACCCCCGCUGGUUCUAGGGGGGAGCAGAAAAUCAGUGGCUCCAGCGUGAGGGCGAGGAGAGCGGCCGUCUCUCCCCGGCUCUGUUCCCCGCAGCAUGCCACUUCUGGUUCCCGAUCGUGGAAAACUUUCAUUUUGGGUAUCUUGCACUUCACCAGGGUGCCCCCGACUUGGGUGGCAUACCCGGCAUAUUUUCAGGCUUUGUAUCCAUGAUUAUUUCCAUUUAAUCAGCUUGUACAGUGGGAGCCCGUCGGGCAUGCGACCACUCAGUUUGCAGGUCAGGCCCCGCCCCCCUUUGCCGUAUAUUUUAAAGAGAAAUCAGUCAGAAAAGAACAGAUUCCGAGAGAGGAAGAGAAGGCUUUAAUGUGUGUCACCUAGAUUUAAUUAAAAAACAUUUAUUUAUUUAUUUUUUUACCACAUGUGCGUCUUACAUAGACUACAGUUCCACACCUCACUUUAAUCUGUUGUUUGCUGUAUGUUGUGAUAGUUUAUGGCACUGACAUGUAUCGUAAUGUAAAUUUAUAAAUGGAUCGAGUUUAAGCCCAGUUCUCUUAUACAAGUCCCUGCUUCUUCCUAAUGGCUCCUUUUAUAAAGAUGCAUGAAGAAUCCAGUGCUGACGCUGAACACAAUCAUAGUCUUAUCCCCAGCUUCAUUCAUGAAAAAGCAGGAGUAGAGAUACUAGUUUGCUGAACGAAGAAAAACAUGGCUGCCAUCCGCUUGGGCUGAAGUUUCAUUCAUAGCUUUGUCCACAAAAACUGUUUUCAAAGAUAAAUGAUGUAUCCCUUAAACUCUGGCUGGCCAUCUGGGCUGUGCUCUGCUUUCAAACAAUAGAAUUAGAAUCCCAGGAUUGGCUGAAAGCUAUGCAGAGCUCACUGUAGCUGCUGUAAAUCUUGGGAUUUGCAGCAAAUGUAGAAAUGAAAACAAGGGGAAAAUUUUUAGAUAUACGUUUAUUUCUUUAUCCGAUUUUUAUUUUUUAAUUUUUUUUUAAAUACACGGUCUAUAACGCAUUAAAAAUAUGGGUUAACUCCUGUCCGUUUUGUUUGUGGAAUAUAUGUGUUAAAGGUUCUACUACAGAAUGUGCCCCUGGCAAUCGUAGCUACCAACUUUAUUGCCUCUUAGGGUGUGUAUAUAUAUUUAUUUUCCAAAUCCAUUUUGUUUUGUUAAAUGUUAAUAGUGAGUUUGAGUGCCAGAGAUUAAUUUAUUCUUCCUGCUUCAAUGACAGGCUAUGAUGUUAUUGGCGUAUAUAUGAAUAACUGGGACGUGGUAGAUGAGAACGGCAUGUGCAGCGCAGAGCGAGAUUGCGAGGAUGCCUACCGGGUCUGUAAAAAGUUGGAUAUUCCUUUCCACCAAGUAUCCUAUAUCAAGGAGUACUGGCAUGACGUAUUUAGGUAAUAUGUCAUCAUUUUUGUUUAAUUACUUGUUUUUCUGUUCUGCAUUUGAAUUAGAUUUGUUUCCCUGCCAUUAAAAUAAUAGCUAGACUUUGUUACAUACAGUAAUCAGAAAUUUGAUUGGCUGUUGACUACAACUCUCAUCACACUCGGCCGUGUGUCUUUUGUGAUAUGCAGAAGGGAUAAAGAGCGAAACCAGUCUCUUUCAAGGAGUCAGACUCUGCACGAGAACUAUCAUAGUCCUCAUGGUCUAUGUGCAUUCCCCGACAAUGUGUAUUUAUCUCCGAACCAUUUAUUACAAGACGCUAAUAUUAAUCCUGUGCGUACACUAUUUGCAUUUUUAAUGUUGAGUUUAAAUUCCAAUGCGACUUUAGAAAGACAUUUUACUUCUUCAAAGUGCCUAUGUCAUGGAUAAUAUUAUCACUCUAUAGAGAAUAAACGUUUGUUAUAUCUAUUACAGUAGAAAACUUUUUUUUUAAAUGAAUCCUUUUACCUAAAUAUGGUAGACAAAUAUUUUAUACAUAUAACCUCCCCAAAAAACAGAACAGUAGCGCUAUGUGAAUACUUAUAAAAUGGAAUAAAAACAAGAUGUUUGCUUACUCCUCUCCAUCGGUUACUGCUGAGUAAAUGGUAAGACAUCGAUGGCAAUAUUGGUGAUUACAUGUGAAGCCACUGCAUUCCUAGUAGCAGCUAUCUUGACUUAGAAAGAACCAAUCGUCUGGUAAGGUAUAUCUUUUAACCGAUACAUUUUGACAUUUAUUUCACUUCCACCGUAUAUAAAUGUAUAUACCUACCUGAAGGUGAACUUGCCAUGCACGUGUUCUGUGGAUGACAGGUCAAUGUUAAUAAAUGAUUAUGUCUUGCUUUUAGCAGCCAGUAUAAUAAUGUAUCACAGUGUCUCCCAGCAGCAGAAAAUCAGAUGCAGUAAGAGUCUCAUCAUGGCCCAUAUAGUGUGAGAUGGUUUCGCUUAUAUGAACUCACUAGGUUCCCCUCUAUCCGUGUCUCAGUUUGUGAACAGUCACAGUCCGCAUCAGCAUGUUACCUUUUAUUUUAUAAAUUAUUUUAAUUCUAACUUAAAGGAACACUAUAGUCACAUAAAUUACUUUAGCUAAAUAAAGCAGUUUUAGUGUAUAGACCAUUCCCCUGCUAUUUCACUGCUCAAUUCACUGUCAUUUAGGAGUUAAAUCACUUUGUUUCUGUUUAUGGCCCUAGCCACACCUCCCCUGGCUAUGAUUGACAGAGCCUGCAUGAAAAAAAAACUGGUUUCACUUUCAAACAGAUGUAAUUUACCUUAUACAAUUGUAUCUCAAUCUCUAAAUUGAACUUUAAUCACAUACGGAAGGCUCUUGCAGGGUCUAGCAAGCUAUUAACAUAGCAGGGGAAAAUCUUAAUUAAACAGAACUUGCAAUAAAGAAAGCCUAAAUAGGGCUCUCUUUACAGGAAGUGUUUAUGGAAGGCUGUGCAAGUCACAUGCAGGGAGGUGUGACUAGGGUUCAUAAACAAAGGGAUUUAACUCCUAAAUGGCAGAGGAUUGAGCAGUGAGGCUGCAGGGGCAUGUUCUAUACACAAAAACUGCUUCAUUAAGCUAAAGUUGUUCAGGUGACUAUAGUGUCCCUUUAACUUUUAUUAAAUAUUUAACCUGAUUACAAUUUAGCAUUGUAUUAUGGGUGAUAAGCUGAUUGAGGUGUGGGAGAUGGAACUGGGUGAUGGUUAAAAGUCGGUUUUCGGUGCUGUGGCAAAACAGAAGGUGUCGGUUACAGCUUAUUCUAUGCAUUGAUACAAUGUAUUUGAUGUUGUGACUGGCCACUACAAGUCGUGUGAACUAUAAUCUCUGGCGUUUAUAAUUUAAUUCCUGCCAUGCGUUACAUGUGAUGGAAUUUAUAAAAAUGAAACCACUACAUCGUGAACAAGCUGGGAUUUUACUUUUUUGGCUUCUUUUUCAGUAAUUUCUUAAAUGAAUAUGAGAGAGGUAGAACUCCAAACCCCGACAUCCUGUGCAACAGGCAUAUCAAAUUUAAUUACCUGCUGAGCUACGCCAUAGAUAAUUUAGGUGAGUCUCUUGUAACCGGGCCGUUUCACAUUAUAUAGUUUAUGCCAGUUUCCCUUUAAUAGUGUUUACCAGUCAUUAGCCGUGACUUGGCACCAACGCUUUGCUGAACAUAAUAAACAUCUUUGUUAGAAUUGUAAUUGUGUUUUCCUGGCUUUCAAACCAGGGUUUAGAAUUUAAUUAUUUCUGUUUUUACCAGCCGCUACAAAUGCUUCAAAAAGUAACCAAGCACAGAAACUGGUGAGCCAUACCCAGUAGGUCAUUACUAAGUUAUACCGGAAUACAGAUCUUCAUUCAUUUUUAGUAUAUUUAAUCCUUUAAAUGCCCCUGUUUGAAAAGAAAAUCACUAUCCUUACUGUAAUACAGAAAUGUAAAAAUGGGUCGUUUUUAUUAUUUCACACACAUUUACUUUUUCAUUAAAAGUUGGGGAGUCCUACACUGCUGCAAUGUAAUGGGACAGUGAUUGCAGACUUUCUUGGAUAAAUAUUGAGGUUAUCGAAUAAACAGGAAAUUGCUAAGUAUUGACAAGUCAAUUGCAAUUUAUAGGUUAAAAUAUCAGAUUUAGAAAAACUAUCCCACUUCGCCAUCAUCUUUUUUUAUUUGCAAUUCUCGUCAUCUCUACAAUUCCUGUAUUAGUGAUAACUCCAUGUGAUGUUGGCACUGCACAUAAAAAAAUCUGGUCUUUCCUGUACCCUCACAGUGGAGAAAUAGAACUGGGGAUUAAAUGGAUACUCUAAGCACCAAAACAACUUUAUCUUAAUGAAGCAGUUGUGGUGUAUAGAUCACGUCCCUGCAGUCUCACUGCUCAAUAUCUGCCCAAUAAUUGUAUCUUUGCAAUUAUAAAAUAUUUGUAUGAAAAGAAUGUUUGAUUAAAAUGGCACCGUCACAAGUCAUCUUACAAAGUGGCACUUUAAAAGGAAACGUGGGGGCAGAUAUGGGUUUCCUUUGCUCAUUUUUGCUGCCAUUUUCUUCUCUGUACAAUUGGCAUAAUCUGCGAUGAGUCACUUUUGUAAUCACGUGUGUGUGCGAUAAGAUUUCCUAUUCACGGGAAAUGACAGGGUGUCUUGGAGGAAAUGGUAUAUUGCCACAUUUUUCUAGAAAUCAGUCCUUACUAUAUCCCAUGUAUAUCUUUUGAUUGCUUUGGAAUUUCAAUGAAAUGUAUACUUUUUUUUUUUUUUUUUUUUAAAUAUAGUGUGUGCGUUUGUGUGUGCAUGUGUGUGUGCGUGCACUAAAGAUACUAUAUAUAGUAAAGUUCCACAUUGAAGCUGAAUAUCAUACCACUUAAUCCUUUUGGCAUAUGGUGAUGGAUAAAAGAUACAUAUCCUCUUCCACUGACAGCAAACACAUAGGGAAGUAUAUUUUAUUAAUUUAUUUUUUAUUUUAAACACUUUUUGUUUUACAUACAGGAGCUGAUGGUAUUGCCACUGGUCAUUAUGCAAGAACAUCCCAAGAUGAAGAAGAGGCAUUUCAGCAGAAAUAUAUUCCGAACCCUCCCAGUCUGUUUAGGAACAGAUUUGAAGUUCGGAAUGGUUGGUUUUGUUGAUUAUUAUUGUUGCCAUUAAACACGGUGGGGGUGUUAUUUAUUAAAGUGUCUGUUCUAAAAAGUGGUGGAAUAUUGCGAAAGGAAAGGAGUCACCAAUGUAUUGCCUGCUGCUUUCACUACUUUGCAUGGCAAUUGCCCAACUUUUCGAAUUAUAGAAAGCUCCCAAUACUUCUUUAACCUGCCAUUCAUAACUCGGACAUCUGAGAUCAACUAAAAAAUUAUAAUUAUAUUAAUUGUAUUCAUGGAAAGCCCAGUGUUGUAAAUAAUUCACUCUCUAACACAUGGGAGACUUAAUGUUAAGAUAGUAAUAGUAGAUGUACUCUGGUUGUAGAAUGUCAUUAAACUGGUAUAUUCUAAAAAGGUUGUUUUUUUUUUUUUCUAUUUCUUCCUGUGUUUGAGAACAAACCAUCUGACUUUAUUUACCAUACAAGAUCUUGGCACAACAUUCCUAAUCCAUUUAAAACUAUCCCCAAUAGAUCUUGUCAUCUUGCCAGUCAUGAAAACUCUCAGAACUUAGUACUUUGUAUUGGGAGUAUUUUCAUGUGAUAAGCUAGGACACUCUGCUGCCCAAAAAUAAAAUGAAAAAUCAUUGUUUAGUAGAUAUAUUUCAAAUGAAAACAUGCAUGCGUUUAAUUGGAUGUAUAGCUAAAACAGCUUGCAAAAGCUGCAGAUCUCUUGUCUGCAGCCUUUACAAGCCCUCCCCUUUUAACCACGUCCAGACCUUCUGAGGCUGUCCAAUCACAGACUUCCCAAUGCAGCUUAAUAAGAAGUUCCUGGCAAUUUCUGUCUCUUGAAGAUUAAUUUAUAAAAGUGACAGUGUCACUUUUUUUCCCACUGAAUUUGUGUGUGAAACAAAACAAAGACACACUUUUCACACACAAAUCAUGUAAGGAAGCUAAACUGCUUUAGGGGUCUAUAGUGACCUUUUAAAUGUAUUGAAUAUGGCAAAAAAUAACUGUGCUGCCCUAAGCUAAGCAGAGUCUAUAAACGCACACUGCUAGAUCUAGAUUUGUAGGGGUCUUCAGGACUAUGUAUUCAUUCAAUUUCCUGAAAAGUGUAGUAUGGGUCAUCAGCGCUGGCUGCUGAUGUAAACUGACUUUUAUCCGCUUGUUUUCAGAUGUACGCCUCCUACAAGCAGCUGAUCGGAUAAAAGACCAGACUUUCUUUCUUAGUCAGAUCUCACAAUAUGCGUUAAGGAAAACCAUCUUUCCCAUCGGAGGGCUAACAAAGGACUUUGUAAAAAAGAUGGCUGCUGAAGCUGGGUUUCACCAUGUUUUACAGAGAAAAGAGGUGCGGAAACAAUAUGUACUUUUGUCACAUUUCUUCCAUUUGAUAUGAUUUUGCACAAGCUCUGAUCUGGUCAAUAUUGGUAAAAUGUUUAAUACCUUAUCAGGAUUUUUUGGAUCAGUACAUAUUGUAGUGAUUUUAGAGUAUUUCCUCAUACAGUAAACACUAUUUAUUUAUUUGUACCUUAAGGGGAAACUAUAGUUUAAAACUGAUAAUCUUUGCAGCCCCUCUCUUCUCCUCCCACUUCGUUUUCUCUCCUUUCAUUUCUCGUUCAAUUGUGGAUGAGAAGCACAUUCGUAGCAAGCACUGCACUUCUCCCUGAGAAGCAUUGAAUCUAUGCAAAGCAUUUACAGAAUGCUCAAUGUUGUCAUUCAAUGCGUGAGAAUGUUGAUUGUCAAGAACAGUCUCACUCUGUGCUCACAGCAGAAGCACCAUCUAGUGGCUGUCAACGUAACAGCAACUAGAAGUUUAGCCCCACAGUGCAAACAUUGCCACAUCUCCCAAACAGGAAUGUUUUGCAUUUUGGGAGAGAAGAGCCUGGGAGUGGGUCACUACACAAGGACCAUUUCAUUGAGAUGAAGAUGACUAGGUGUCUAUAGUUCCUUUUUUUAAAAUGUAAUUUUGUACUCCCAGCAUUUUGAACACAAAUGACCGUUUAAUAAUUUCUUGACUCGGUGUUUGAUAUACCUUCGUGAACCAUGCAGCAAGGACUCAUGACACUACAUUGCUGCAUCCUUUUUCCAAUGUAUUUGUGUAUUAAAACACAUUAUACGAGCAAAGCUGCAUUUGGAAACCGAUUCCCAGCAUUGGAGCAAUAUGAAUAACGUUUACAUUUUAUUGUUGUCAUAGAGCAUGGGGAUCUGCUUUAUCGGAGAACGGAAUUUUGAAAAUUUCAUUCUUGAGGUAUGUUCCAAAAACAUUUCCUUGCCGAGAACAGCUUUAAAUGUUGAAUGCAGUUCUUGUAAUUCUUUGUCUUUUUAUUAAGUACUUAGAACCUCAACCUGGAAACUUUGUAUCAAUAGAGGAUGGAAGAAUCAUGGGGAGGCACCAGGGUGAGAAUCAUGUUUUGUAUCUUUUCCACAAAGUAUUUUUAAUUUUCCAUUACUCACUGUUUGCCUAGCCGCCCAUAUGUUCAAGGUUCGCUUAUUUUGUAAAUGUUCUCAGUUUUGUUCUGUAGUUUUGACGUGGAUAACAAGGUGAGAUUCAGGUAGGUAUACAAGUGUAAUCCGCAUACAGUGCUGUCCAGAUCAUCAGCAAAUGUUCACUGCGUAGUUUAUAUCUAACCGCUUUUCUCCAAGUUGUCUGUCUGAAAAGCUGUGCUCGCAUUGUCCACCUGUGUCUGCCUUAUUCGCAGCCCAGCAGUACACAGAAAUGGUGCAAAUUCACAGAAUUUGAAUACUUUUUGCAUCAUAUCAAUCAGAUAAGAAGAAUUAGCUAAAUUGAGCUGCAGUGGUAACACUGUGAUUUUAGCCCCUUCACGACAGAUGAUGUAGUAAACACAUUCUUAUAUUAUUUUAUUAUUUAUAUAGCGCCAGCAAAUUCUGUAGCGCUGUACAAUGGGUGAACUAACAGCCACGUAAUUGUAUCCAGACAAAUGGACGCACAGGAACAGAGGGGUUGAGGGCCCUGCUCAAUGAGCUUACAUGCUACAUUGUAUUUGUGCAACCCCAUAUGCUGAACGGGUUAAUGUCUGUUAAUACUGUGUCGGUCUGCCCCUAUAUAUUAGCGUCUGGAGUAUGAAUAAUGCCCAGUGAUCAAAUAACUUUCUUUAAUCAAUAGGCAAUCCUUCAGGGAAUUUAUUUUGCCGGCAAAUCAUAUGCUGGCUGCACAAACUCUAUAGAGCAAGCUGUUCAAUAUAACAAUGGAAAGUAUAGGAGCAAGGUAACUUAAUAUCUCUCCAAAGCAACAAUUAAUUUCUUUUGUUUUUAUUGUUACGGAUGUUUGUGUAAUAUAUAUAUAUUUUUAGACCUUUAAUUAUAGUUCAGUAGCCCAGAUAAUUAUGUAUGUGUAUCGGCAUAUUUAAAUAUGUGUAUAUCCUUUUACUUGUACAAGGCACGGAUUGGAAGCUGUCACUUUUAGGGCUUUCUGACUUUUUUACAGAAGCCCCCCACAGGUUGCAUGUUGGUUGCAUGUUGGUCCCUGUAUGAUGAAUGUGAUGGAGAGAUGUACGCCCCAUCCAUAGCUUCCUACCUUAAUGCGCGGAAUUUUCUUUCUAUCUCCUGGCAUGCCAAGGGUUGCUGCAGGGUUGUACUGGCUCAUGCGCAAAGGUCCCACAUUUUCAAGGUCCAAUGAGACUGCCUUCUGGCAUUCAUUGCACAUCGAACAAGAAGAUACAUUUUCAUAUCAUCCAUCAACCAUCACUAAACAAUGUGGCUUUUUCCAUAAAAGUACACUAUUAAAAUUUCAGUGUAAUCUGCUGAAGCCAUUUUUUAUAAAGUUUGUGCCUUAUGACAGCACGGUCUUAUAUAGUUACAUUUCAUCCAUUAGCAGUGAAGUAUUAAUAAAAAUAUUCUCUAAAUGCAUAUGAACUUAAAUCCCACUGACUAUUUUCAGAUUUUUCAUAGAGAUAUAUUCCAAAUACUUUUCAUAUUGCUUUCAAAAGUGCCUACAAACUUGAGAAAGUGAUUAACCUUUCCUUCCAGGAUAUUGUAUGAACAUUAUUUAUGUCCAUGUGCUUUGCAGAAAAAGAUUUCAUCAAUAAGGCUUUGCUCACACUUACCUAUACCCUAGGAAUGAUUACCAGACUGCAGAGAAACAAAAUUAUGUAUAAUGUAAAAAUCAAGUCAUUUAUUUUCCCCAAGACCUGUUCCUUGUGGUUUAUACUGUUUGUAAUGUUUUGUAGGCUGGUUUCUGUAUACGUUGGGCCAAAGGGCGAGAAUAGGAGGCCAGCGAGAUGCUUGGUUUGUUGUGGAUAAGGACGUGUCCACAGCGACUGUUUAUGUGGUAUGUAUCCUGGACUAAAUCCAUGUGGGCCUUAAAACAGGAGAUUUCUAAAUUGUCGCUGACACUAUUCGAUCGAAUCGUCUGCAAAUUUUUGGUGCAAUUUAUGAAAUCUCUAAGAGUUUUUUUUAACCUUUUGCAUUCUGUUAAUUUUGAGUGUUUUCAGUGAAUCAGUUGUGAAAUUUAACUGUUGGCACUUUGAUAACUAUCCCCUUUUGUUUUUUUGGAGGUAUUUAAAGCAAAACAUUUUUGUAUUCAUCCGGGAUCUGAGCAGCAAGUUACACCAGAGUCCUUGUAUGAUGGGAACCUCUUGUAAACUCUCAUUCUUUGCCCUAUUCUUUCUAAGUGUAUCAGUCAGACUUUGCAUUUUCAUUAGUUUCAAGAUUAGUUUUAAAACUGCAAGAUUGCGUGUGUUUUGUUUUGUUUAUAAGCAGUUUCUCCGUAAAUGGGAUCCUGGCUAAAUCAUUAAGUAUUUGAAGGUGGAGUGGCACACAUUAUGGAGAUUUAAACCAGUGUUGCUGUCGGGUCCAGUGGUUUCCAUGGCGAUUACUCACUGUCAUUUAGAACUUUUACUCUAUUUUUCUGUUAUUACAGUAAUUUACUACAUUAAAGUCUAUAAUAUUAUUUUCAUAUGCUUAUUUCCUGUCCACGUUAUACGACAAUCUCAUGUCUUUGAAAGUAACAUUAAAAAUAUAAUUUGCUCCUUUGAAGAGUUAGAUCAUUUCAGUUAGCAGUGUAUACUUUAGGCGUGUUAAAUAGUGUAGUCCUCCCAUUAAUCUAAAACUGCAUCAUUGACACCCCACCUCUCAUCUUUUUUUUUUUUUUUAAGAUGAUAAGCGAACGUCUACUUUAUGCAAAUUGAUGGGUAACAUCUAUCUUCUUUGACCCAAGACAGCAAUGUCUGCCAUAGGCUUUUUAAAGGGGCGCACUGUGUAAUGUAACCACUGUAUUGGUUAUGUUGCAUAGAGUCUGUUUGUUUCAUCCAUCUGGUUAAUAUCAAACUAUUUAAAGUGAUUCUGUCAUUCUCUGGGGUCUUUGCAUAUUUUUUAAGACCCCCGAUGGUGAAAUUGUUGCUUGCGGUGUGUUGGCUGAGGGUGCAUGGAAAGGUGAGUUUUACUUACCCCAAGCUCUCCCUUGCGGCCGCCAUCUACUUCCGUGGAAUCCUCUUCAGCUCCUGACCCCUCAUCUUCCAGAAGGCAGAGAGAGUACAACAUUGAUGUCUACUGAGGAUUCCACAAGGUUGCAGGAGCCUCCAUAGAGAGAGAGCCUUUUUACCCCUCAGCUCUGGCUUUACAAAGAUUAAUAGUGGUAGCUACGCCUUUCUGUCUGAUUAUAGCUCUUUUGGAAAUUAAAUAAAAUUCCAGCAUAAUCUUUAUCAGCAUUUCUUAUUUUUUUGGGGGGGGGAGAGGAGCAGGGGGGAGGGUGACAUAGCUGCUUUAAGAAUUAUUGAUAUAAAUUUAGGAAUCUUCCUUUCUGACACCAAGGGAGUAUCCUCAUCCCAUUUGCAUUAAUACAGAAUUUACAUUUUCUCCAACCUGGGCUACACUGUUUGGCUAGGAUUGCUGGAUUGUUCUAGCCACUUUCUAAUGGCGCUUGUUAACUCAAAGUCUAUUCACUAAACUGUGAAUUAUACAUGUAUCUUCCCGCCAUAAUGUUAGAGUCUGCGUUUGGUUCUUUACAAGUUGAGUCUCAGUGAAUGCACUAAAUGUAGUUAGUACCUGUCACAAUAAAAUCAUGGCGCAUUCUCGUUUUGAAGUGCUGGUUAAUGAUUUUCUGUAUACAACAACUUGUGAUGAACUGUUAUAAUUAUGUGUUUGCUAAAUGACAUCCACUCAGCAAUUAGAGCAUUUGAUGUACUGCUUUGAUGAUAUAACUGCUUAGGGAGUAUCGUAUCAGCUGUGAGUAAUAGAGCAAUGCAUUGAUGUUUUGUGCUAUUUCUAUCCAGCGAUGUACAAUGACACUGUUUAUCCUAUGUUUGUUCAUUCUAAUAUUACGCUUGCAUCCUUUCCUGCCAGUUUACACUCUCUCCUGCUCUUCACUAUAUUCAGGGAUAGAAGGUUUCAUAGAUCACACAAAUUUAUUUUCCUGUUUGUCCUAUUUCAUUUGAAUUAUAGAUAUUUAAUUUGUUUACUACAAAUAGUCACUGAAUUCCUGGAUUCAUCUUUUAAUCUCCUACAAACAGAUCUACACACAAGUCCAGUUCCCAUGUCUCGCCUCUGUCUUCCCAUUUCAUCACUUAAAGGGACAGUAGGCACCCAGACCCCUUCAGCUCAUUCAAGUGGUAUGGGUGCUGUGUCCUUAUUGCACUUGGUGUGCUGCAAUGUAAAACUUUACAUUGCAGCACUAAGUCUGCCUCCAGUGGCUUUUUCCCAAACAGCCACUGGAGGGGCUUCCUGGAUCCAAACAGACCUUUGAUAUACAAAACAAGGUAGCGCUUGAAAAUUGUGGAAACUGGACUGAUAUACCAAAAAAGGGGUUUAUAUACCUUAAGGAAGUUCUGACAGAUAUUAACGGUCUCUGGUUUAUGUACCUUUAAAAACAAAAAUGGAUGUAUACAGUAGUGCAAGACCUCAAAAUAAUUGUGUUACGGAAACACUCACAUAUUAAUGAGCAAUAGACUAUAGCUCACGUGACAACAGCCUUGGGGUCAGUAAAGGCGACCCUUCCCUUCUUGUGUAGUGGGUCCUUCAAUUUCUGUAUUAAUGAAGACAAGAUAUGGUGCGAUAUCGUAGUGCACAAAUUGAAAUCUAUGUAGCAAUAGGAUCAGUACUCACAAACAUGGAGCCAAAGGUUAGGCUCUGAUCUUAGUACAUUGUGUAGUUAAUGACUACACUCCUCCUUUGGAUAUAGCAGGAAGUAAAAUGCCUUGAGUGACCGUAAAAUAACAAUUUAUUAAUAAAAUCAAAUCCUAUAUUGUUAAAAUCAAAUCUCGCUAUAAAACUGUUUGCAUCUACCGUUUUGAAGUGAUUUUUAGUUCUAAAAGAUCAUCUAUAUAAAUAUUAAGAUCUUAAAAUACUACUUCUUGUUGGCUCCACGUACUCGUUCGUUUUAUACCCCAUGUGUUAUCGUUUAAGAAUGUUAAAAAAAUGUUCAGAUCCUCUUUCUGUCCUUUCCAUAUAACGAAUAUCAUCUAUAUAUCGGCCGCUAUGGACCCCAAGGCUGUUGUCACUUGAGCUAUAGUUUAUAGUUCAUGAAUAUGUGAGUGUUUCUGUAACACAAUUUUUUUUAUAAGAAAUUAUUUUGAGGUCUUGUGUAUAUCUAUUUUUGUUUUUAAAGGUACAUAAACCAGAGACUAUUACUAUGUCAGAACUUCCUUAAGGUAUAUAAACAGCUUUUUUUGGUAUAUCAGUCCAAUUUCCACAAUUUUCAAGCACUACACUGUUUUGUAUGUUGUGUAUAUAGAAAAGAUUGCACACUGUGUUAUAGCAGCUUAAUGAUGAAAUCAAGCACUUGCACUUUCUUAAAUUUUUUGGAGAUUACAGCUAGCGCUAGUACAACAGACAUUAUGUAUUUCCAAACAGACCUUUGGUUUGGUAAAUGACGCUGGACGUCCUCACGCACUCUUGGGGGGGCGUGAGAGAUGGGGAGGCAGAGGGAGCUAUAGUACCAGCAAUACGGCUUUGUAUUCUUGGCACUUAUAGAAUCCCUUUAAUUGCCUUUCUUCGGUGUGAGCUUCUGUGUUCCCUGAGUAUUCUACAGACAGCAGUUAAAGAGUUACUGUAAGCACCAUGACCUCUUAAGUCAUUUGAAGUGGUCAUGGUGCCUGAAGUCUAUGUGCAGUGCACAUACUGCAUUUAACCCAAUGCUGCUUUAGGUGUAACUCCACCUCCAGCGACGUCAUUUGCGAGCCUUGAACACGAACGAAUGUCGAACUAAGCGCAUAUUUCUGUGUACAGAAUGUCAAUCAUUGGCUGAGAGUGUUGGGCUCUGCUUCUGGCUCCUUCAGAGCAGACCUAGGUAAGCUGCUUCCUUGUUGCUAUUCAGACCAUUCGAGUAAUGCGGAGUAGACUGUGUUAUGUAUGUAGACCGUACUAUAAAACAAUCAAUUAUUCACUGAUCUGUUGUUGUUUGUUUGAUUGCUGGCAUUUAAGAGCUUCUCGUUCUGACACAAUGUUCCUAUCACUGUGUUCAAGGCCCCAUGUACCAAUCACCCCGCUCUGUUUAGAGACUUGCUGCGGACCGAUCGCGUACACUGGCUCUCAGAAGACCCUCCUCCAGAGCUAAUAGAGAAUAAGAUGAUGGAUUGCUAUUUUAGAUUCCAACACCAGAUGGCGCUAGGUGAGUGCUAUAAUUUGUAGCAUCUUCUUGAGUUUAGAAGGAAUUAAAGCUCCGAUAUGUGUAGAUGCAGCUUUUUUUUUUACUAAUUUUUUUUCUGUCUGAUACUCAAAAUGGAUUUUCAUAAAAAAUUUGCCUUGGCUCCGCGUUAGUGAGUGAGUCGUUUCUCUAGACUGUGUAUUUAGAUGGAAAGUGUGACUGGGCAUCUACCUGUAGUCUCCCUCUGCGUGUAUGUUCUCUCCCUUGCACCAUCCCCCCAUUUGCAGCGAUAAAUUCUCCCCUGGUCAUAGAAGUACUAAUAAGACCAAUCUAUGUAAGGCUGCCUCUCAGUGUGUCCCUAUGCCUGUCUGAAUUGAGCUGUCAGAAAGCUUCUAAAUCCCCAAUGGCUUCUAUUAAAUUGUUUAAAGGGACACUAUAGGCACCAAAACCACUUUAGCUUACUGAAGCGAUUUUGGUGUAUAGAUCAUGUUCCUGCAGUCUCACUGCUCAAUUCUCUGCCAUUUAGGAGUUAAAUCACCUUUAUACAGCUUCAGUAAAGAUAAAGGUGUUUUGGUGCCUAUAGUGUCUUUUUAAUGGUUUAAGUCAUGUCUUUUUCCUGUAUAUCUCUUCAACUCCUCCAGAGCAGAGGUUUUAUGCUUGGCACUCAAACUAUGGGGGGGUGGGAGGGGACUAGGAAAUGGCUACCUGCCCUAAUGUGUUUUAUACCCCACCUUCUAUAGACUGUAAGUUCGUUUGAGCAGGGCCCUCUUCAACCUAUUGUUCCUGUAAGUUUUCUUGUAAUUGUCCUAUUUAUAGUUACAUCCCCCCUCUCAUAAUAUUGUAAGGCGCUACGGAAUCUGUUGGCGCUAUAUAAAUAGCAAUAAUAAUAAUAGAUGUUCCAGCAACAUCCUAGUACACGGCAGAAGCUGUGAAUCCUAUGGAACAGUAAAGGUGUGUGGUUCUUUUUUUUUUUUUUUUUUAGUAUAGUGCCUGAAGUGUCAUUUUUAAUCUCGGUUCCUGCCCUCCUCAUGCCCCUUAAAUAAUUAUACAAUCAAAUCAGACUUAAAUACACCAUAUAAUUCCCUACAUGUUUUGUUUUGGCUUAGAUUGUCCUCUACAUCACAGGAGCUUUUGUGAUGAGGAUGUCCCAAUCUAUUUAGUAAGAAACAUGUCCGUAUUUUAAACACUAGUGUUCUUCGUCUUAAAACUGCUUUGGUGGCACUUUGUAGAAUUGUACGCCUUGUUUAUAUCAAUCCUUGUUCUAAUGUAUCAUUUCAGUCUCUUCUUUAUACAGAUCUGUCUCAUACCAUGCAGUAAAGUAAACAUGGUUUUUACUUUGUGUAUAUAUUUAAAUGUUUCUGAAGUUUUUCCAAAUGCUAAAUAACAUGUUUUGCUUACCGUACGAUAAGGCGCUGUCUGCAAUUAGCUUUUGUCUUAGGUAAUGGCAGUUGAGUUUGGCUGGCAUUUCAAUGUGAUUAUAGCAGCUCGUGUUAACUUCAUGUAUCAUGUUAUUGGACGAACGCACCCACAGUGCACUCUAAUCCCCGAGAAAUGCUCAGCCUGUCACGUCUUGUUGCCAGCUCAGAAAUCAUGUUGGAGGCGCUGGAUUUUCAAUGGUUACAUUGUUUUGAGUUUGAGUUAAGUUACUAUUGCCAUGAGCUUGUCAAGGGGUGCGAACCGUAAUUAACCCACUCAUUGCUGUGAGCUAAAACACGCUGCAGAUUCCCAUCGCCAUACAAUGUUUGUCUUAUUUUACUUGUUAUCUUACCUGUUAUUGCUGUUGUGAUAUGUUACUGCCCAUAGGCUGUGUAUGUUGUUGGAUAGAUUAAAGUAAACUUUCUGAGUCUGUUUGCUUAAAAGGACGAAUCCAAAUUAAAGACACCUUUUAGUGGAUUACAAAAUACCUGCAUCUGAUUUCUCAAAUUACAACUUUAACGUCCAAGUAUUACUGCUCUGUUUGUGUAGCAUAUCUGUUUUCCAAGUGGCACCAGCGAAUCAGCCAGCCUUUAACGCACCUACGACCUGCGUAUACUUACAAGGAAGAAAUAAUAAAUGGACGCUUACCUUUUAUAUCCAUAUUGUGUCAGUGGCAUUCGCUCACUGACCCAUUCUUUAGUUGCAAUAUGCGCUCAGUGCCCCGAUUCUUCAAUCGUAAUUUAAUUAAUAUCAAAAUAUUUAUUUUUUUCAAAAACUUCUACAUUUGACUCUAAUCUGCAUCAAAGGGGUCUCUGCUGAACUGAGAAAUCAUCCUACAGUAAGCUAUUGAUUGUUUCAGUUUAUGUUGUAUCUGAUAAAUAAAAUGCACGUUUUCUAAAAUACAUGAUCUAACUAAGAACGGUGUGUAUGUAUAUACAUCUGCUUAUUAUUGAAACGCUUCCUUGUCUUCUAGUGCCAUGUGUUCUAACACUAAACCAAGAUGGCACCGUAUGGGUGACGCUGGCGAAGCCAUUGCGUGCCCUGACACCCGGGCAGGUGAGUUCUUUACACCUUGUUUUUGCUGCUGUAAUCACUAAUGUAAUGUUCAGGCCCAACGUUAAAGGAACCUGCUCAUGCGUAGGAAAACACAAGACAAAGCCGUCAUAAGUGAUCGAGAUGCUUUAAACAAAAACUGCAUUUUUAUUCAUGUCCAAUAAGCCCUGGUUAUUCCUGGCAUCAGCAUGCUUAUCUGCCCAAUAAGCCUCUAUAGUGGGGUUUUUUAGUCAGAGCAGAACUAUUAUUUCUACAGUAUAUAAUUGUGCAAUUAUUUGAGGUUUCCUCCCCAAGCAAUUUAAUUAAGUGAAUUUGUGAUAUUGCAGGAAGCCUGUCCUGUAAUUAUGCCACAUUAACAGUAUUGUUCAGCAAUGAACCAUUGCCUGUCGAAGCACCUCUUUUACAUCUUUUUCUCUCUAUGUACCUAGGGGAGAGCUGAGAAGUAAGUUUCCCAAAAUAAUUUGUGCUAAAUGGUUGCAACAUAUUUUAAUCGACUGGGAAAGGGGAAAAUGGUGAUCACUGGUCAUUCGAUAUACCUUAACUUUGCAAUUCUGAAGCGUUGGUAAAUUAAUGUAGCGAUGUAGGAUAGAAGAAUUUGUCUAAGGCAAAUACUUUUUUUUUUACUGUAAGAACAAUAAGGAUGUGGAAUUCUCUGCCUGAAGAAGUGGUUUUAUCAGAGUCCAUACAGAUGUUCAAACAGCUACUAGAUGCAUACUUGCAAAAACAGAAUAUUCAAGGAUAUAAUCAUUCAAUGUAGGGUAAUAACUGCUUGAUCCAAGGAUAAAUCUGACUGCCAUUCUAGGGUCAAGAAGGAAUUUUUUUCCUAGCUUGUUGUACAAUUGGAAGUGCUUCAAACUGGGUUUUUUUGCCUUCUUUUGGUUUAACAGCAAAAAACAAAUGUGAGGAAGGCUGAACUUGAUGGAUGUAAGUCUCUUUUCAGCUAUGUAACUAUGUAACGCCUUUAUGCACUUAUGGCAAUCCACUGUUUAGUUGCAUAGGCUGAAUAGAGACAUGUAUAUAACAAGUUCAGUCUUUCUCACAUCUGUUUUUGCUGUUGAGUCAAAAGAAAGCAAAAAACCCAGUUUGAAACACUUCCAAUUUUGCAACAAACUAGGAAAAAAAAUCCUCCUUGACCCCAGAAUGGCAGUCAGAUCUCUCCUUGGAUCGAAAUAACUAUUACCCCUCAAUUUAAAAAUGAUAUCCCUGUAUAUUAUGUUUUUGCAAGUAUGUAUCCAGUUCCUGUUUAAACAUCUGCAUGGACUCUGAUAAAACCACCUUUACAGGCAGAGAAUUCCACAUCCUUAUUGUAAAAAACAUUGGACUAAAUCUCCUUUCUUCCAGUCUAAAUGUGUGACCACAUGUCCUAUGUAUUGUCCUGUUUAUGAAUAGAUUUCCAGACAAUGGUUUGUAUUGGCCCCAAAUAGAUUGUACAUUAUCAUAUCCACUCUGAGGUGAUGUUUUUCUAAACUAAACAGAUUUAAAUUUGUUAACCUUUCUUCAGAACUAAAAUGUUACAUUUCUUUUAUUAUUUUACAUAUAAUAUUAUCAUAAAACUUUUGUACUUUACAUGAAUUUGUAUUACUAUUACAUACCUCCCCUGUUUUGAUCUUGCCCCCGCCCCCACCCCCUUUCUGUCCUCUCUACAUUUUGUAGGAUUCUGUGUGUAUCCCACUAGUUUAAAAUGUGCUCCGACCUUCUAGCCAUACUAUCCCCCAGCACAGCAGAUAUUCUUCUAUUAAGGUGCAGUUCAUCAUGGCUAUAAAGAUUGUUACCCAAGCACAAAUUCAGCCCAGUGCUUUAAAAAGCCAAAACCCUCUUUCCUACACCAUGACUUUAGCCACAAAUUAUUAUUCCUAAUCUACAGCUACCUAUAUUUCAAAUAAAUACUACCUUGAAAAACAACAUUUCUUCAGUUUACUUCCCAAUUCCCUAAACUAAUUUUUUAGGACCCUCCAUUUUACUCUGACUUUGUCAUUGGUACCAAUGUGGACAGCCAAGUCAUCCACAGCCCCACUCAAUAAUCCAUCUACUCUGUCUGCAACAUGACGAAUCCGAGCACCCGGGAGACCGCAAACUGUCCGCUUGAGAUUAUCAGAUCGGCAGAUUACCUAUUCUGCUCUCUUAAUAAUAAAGUGCCCUACCAUCAAAACCUGUCUAGCCUUUCUUACGUUCUCAACCCCACCCAUAGUAGAGCAUCUGUUCCCUCAAUGGUUAGAAGGAACCGCUUCCUCCAGUACAGCUACUCCUGAGCUGAUGCUUCUGACAUCUUCAAUCAAGUUGCCCAGCUACGUGCCUGUUCCCCAACUGUUUUAUCUCCUCCCACUCCACUAGAGGCCACCGCUAGACUCUGCUUAGUGAGCAGUAGACCGCUUUCAAGAUUACCAAACUGUCUCAAAGUUGCAAUUCACUUCUCCAGAUCUCCAAUCUGAGCUUCCAGAGAAGCCAUCUGUUAACACCUGCCACUGAGGUGUGGACCAGAUUAAUCCAGGCAUGCAUACAUGUAGCAAGAUAUGUAGUCAAACCUUCAAUUUUGCUAAUAAACCAUUUCCACAGCUACCAAAAACAAGUACGGGACAGUAAAACAAUAAUUACCUUGUUGGUUUGAACACCUGGUUUUGAACUCCUACUUUAAAAGAGACUACUUUUUAAAGCCACUCCAAGUGAGCAAGCUCAGUUUACUAGUUGUUUGACAAAAUCUUGCUCUGCUUCUCAUAUUACGGUCAGCAAAUAUAGUUUUUAUUGAAUACUGGAUAAUGACGCUUCACAUACUGCUUGCAGAUAUCAGACAGAUUAAUGGACUUGCUGAUACCUUGACCAAGUCACUCUGGGUUUCAGUAAGAUGUUAUUUUGUGAUUUUCCUUAAUCCUCUUGUUCCGUUUCAGCCUGUCUACAUAUCGUGGGUCGUGCUUGCACUGUAACCUAAUUUGUCCAUUCUCUGCCAGUUUGCAGUGUUCUACAAAGACGAAGAAUGUCUUGGAAGUGGCAAAAUUAUGAGACUGGGUCCAUCACAGUACACCUUGCAGCAAGGCCGGGAAAAGAUGAAAUCUGCAGCAAGUGUGACGACAGAGCCUGUUAAAGAGAAGGAUCCGGUGUCCUAAAUGCUGCUAUUCUCCUGUCUAAUAGGACAUAUCCAGUGAAAUCUGAGCCAUCAAAUUAGGAGGGAAGGGAGGCAUUCAGUGCUUCAGCCUUAAUUAGGGGACAAGUUCUGACAGACUGUGACUGGCAUGCUACCUCAGGCGCUUUUAUACACAAUAAUAGAUUGUAUUCAGGAGACGCUGUGGUCGUUCAUACAAACCGUGGCAUGUAAAACAAAUAUAUAUUUAUAUUGUAGAGAUUGAAUUAUGAUUUUAAAACUUUUAUUUUGAUAAUAUUGAUUGUUAAAUAUGGAAAAUAAAGCUAUUUUUUAUA
Molecule: messenger RNA, 27613 nt
Organism: Pelobates cultripes (western spadefoot toad)
Lineage: Eukaryota; Metazoa; Chordata; Amphibia; Anura; Pelobatidae
Source: the annotation of a GenBank genome assembly